Euleptes europaea (tarantolino) is the source of this 4635-nucleotide messenger RNA. It is a transcript of the gene PLXNC1, whose product is annotated as plexin C1. Gene Ontology annotation, molecular function: semaphorin receptor activity; protein binding. Gene Ontology annotation, biological process: regulation of cell migration; positive regulation of axonogenesis; regulation of cell shape. The record is from RefSeq and is a predicted model, not a curated record. Bases 1 to 4635 code for a protein of 1544 amino acids. Gene Ontology annotation, cellular component: semaphorin receptor complex. The transcript has 31 exons. NCBI's taxonomy places the organism in Eukaryota, Metazoa, Chordata, Lepidosauria, Squamata, Sphaerodactylidae.
AUGGGGCAGCAGCAGCGGCAGCCGCCGCCUCUCGCCCGGCUGCUAGGGGCAGCUGGAGGCCGGGGCGCGCGGGGCAUGGCUGGCGGCGGGGGGCGCGUGGCGCGGGCGCGGGGCGGCGGCGGCGGCCCCUGCUGGGCGCUGCCCGCUCUGGUGGCGGCGGCGGCGUCCCUGUCUGCAGCGGCGCGCGCGCCGGGGGUCCCCUUCGCGCAGCCCAUCAGCAACGUGGCGGUGAGCGGGGGGCGCGUGCUGGUGGCCAGCGGCCCCUGCGUCUUCCAGCUGGAGGCGACGCUGGCUCGGCCGCGCCGGCUCUCCUGCGUGGGGCGCCGCGACUCGGUCAACAAGAUCCUGCUGCCCUACGGCGAGGGCGAGGGCGAGGGCGGGGGCGGCCGCCUGGUCACCUGCUGGACCCAGCCCAACGGCGUGUGCUACCGGGGCGGCCUGGGGGCCCCCGGCGGGCGGGUGGCGGUGCCGCCGGGGAGCAAGAUGAUGGACGAGUUGGUCAGCUGCUCGCCGCGGGGCUCCUCGGUGGGCAGGAUGUUCCCCCGGGGCCCGGACUGGUUCCUGGCCAUGGCCACCACCACCCUGAAGGAGGCCGCCGACAACUGCACGAGCGAGGAGACCAACGCCCUCCACGUCGUGCGGGACAGCGAGAGCCGAGUGGGCGAGGACGACCGGCUGACCGUGCCCCACAACCACUACUUCGUGGACGUCUUCCUGUGGAGGGAGCUGCUCUUCGCCCCCUGCUAUCAUGUCACCGACCCCGGCGUCCCGCCCCGCAUGGUCGUCAUCAUCCCCCAGGACCCCCGGCGCUUGCGGUACAACCAGACGGCCUUGCAGUGCGCCGACAAAACCCGGAUCCUCUCCUCCAGCCGGCUCAUCCUGGGCGAGGGCCGGGCCUUCUGGAUCGGGGUCUUCAGCUCCGGCGAGGCGCAAAGGACGCCCACCUCCACCGCCCUUUGCCUCUUCGGCCUGGAGCAGGUGCUGAAGGACGCUGAACGCUGCGAGGGCGCCUUCCCCGGACAGCUCCGCGACUGUCGGAACAUAACACAACCAGUUAACAACUCACCAUUUCUGAAUCACUCUGAUUUAGUAUCAGUUUAUGCCACUGUGAUUCUGAAAACACCUGUUUUGUUUUUGGGAACAGGAAGUGGACAGUUAUUGAAGGUUACUCUUGAUGAGAAAAUGAGGCCAGGUUGCCCAGACAUUUUGUAUGAAAUUGAAGAAGAAACACCAAUUUUCUACAAACUUGAAUUUGACCCUCUGGAUAAGAACUUCAUCUAUCUACCAUCUAAUAAAAAGCUCUGGAGAGUACAAACUGCAAACUGCAGUAAGUAUAUUUCCUGUAAAGGAUGUUUAUCUGCAAUGGACCCAUACUGUGGAUGGUGUCAUUUGAAAAAGAGGUGCACUUUAAAAGAAGAAUGUUCAAAUAACUCGAGGAACUGGGUAGACAUUUCAGAAGGAGCUGAUAAAUGCCUGAAAAUCCACAUAUCUGGUACUUACAGAGGUGUGAUUACUGUGACUUCAGUUGGAAAUUUUUCAGACCUUUCUGAAACUUAUUUCAGUUGCAAGGUGGUUAAUGCACAGAGCAACAAAACUCUUUGUGAAAAUAAGAGUCAAGAUAUCCUAACUUGUUCCUGUUCUCUACAUUCUGAAGCUGUAACUGACAAAGUUCAAGUAUUGCUUAUUUCUGGCUCUCAGAAUUUAUCAGAAGUAUUUGAAUUUAACCACUGCUCUUUAAAGAAAACAUGUUUAGAAUGUGGAAACUCUGGCUGCACCUGGGAUGCCAGAGAACAAAUAUGUGUCUCCUCUGAUGUGACCUGCAAACAAAAGAUUGACUGUGCCAUGCUUCUCAAUGCUUCAGAUGACAAAUAUACUGCACAAAGUUUGAAGCCCAUGAACAUUAGUCCCAUUGGACCUAUGUGGAUAUCAACAUUAGGCAAAAGUGAAUUUCUGGUCAAAGGAGAAAAUUUCACAGCAUCAAAUAUUGUGAUGGAGAUAAGUGGAACUAGUAGCUGCAAACCAGAUAACAUACCUGUCACUGAAGUACUAAAUGACACACUUGUGAAAUUCUGUUUACCUCCAAGUCACAAAGAAACUAAGAGUAUAUGUAUAAAGGCAGAUGGGUUUAAAUGUUCGCUUCCUGUUCCACUCUACUACGUUUCUCUCCCAGUAUGUUCUAAAAUCUUUCCAAAUAUCUCCUGGUUAAGUGGAGGUCGCAAUAUAACCAUAUAUGGAAAAAAUCUAAAUGUGAUAGAUAGGGUGAUUAUUUCAGAUGAACACAGACAAACUUUGCAUAAUUUUUCAUGUUCUACAGGUAGUACGUGUCAUUUUCAGUCUCCAGAAUUUGCAUCUAAGGAGGAGACUAAGUUAACUUAUCUUAAACUAGAAGUAGAGAAGAAACUUAUAGAUUGCAGUGCUUUACAAUAUGAUCCUGAUCCUAAAUUUAUUCACUACGAACUUGCAACAGAUUUGGAACCUGAGCUGGAGUUAAAAAUACAUAAAAAAAAUGAUAGGUUAAAUAUUUCAGCAAAUGAGAUUGAAGUUAUUCUGAAUUACGGCAAUGACAAGAGUAUAACUUUCAUUGUCCUAAAUAUCACUACAACUGAAAGCCGUAGUACUAUACACUGCAGAGCCACAUUGGAUAAGAAUGUAAAUAAUGGCACGAUUGAUAUGUCCAAGGUGAAAGUUUGGGUGAAAGUGGGAAACCAUGAGCAUAUAGUUCCAAAUGAAUCAGCCAACUAUUCGUUUCUGUUCAUUCUUUUGUUCAUCCCUGUAGUAAUUGGGGUUGCAGUCUUUGUCACCCGAAGAAAAUCCAAGCAAUUACACCGCAAACUGAGUGAACACCUGGAGCUAUUAGAAUGUGAACUUCGCAAAGAAAUACGUGAUGGAUUUGCUGAACUACAGAUGGAAAAAUUGGAUGUGGUUGAUAGUUUUGAAACAAUCCCCUUCCUUGACUAUACGCACUUUGUUCUUAGAGCUUUUUUCCCAGAGUCUGACAACUUGGCAUCUACCUUUAUUGAAGACACUAAUCAACCACUAAGCAGAAAUCCACACAGCAAGGAUGCAAGUAUUACAGCCUUGUUUGCAUUAAUUUGUAAUGAGAAUUUUCUUGUUACGCUGAUCCACACUCUUGAAAAGCAGAAAACCUUCUCUGUGAAAGACAGGUGCCGGUUUGCAUCUUUUUUGACAAUUGCAUUGCAAACAAACCUAGUCUACUUAACCCAUAUUCUAGAAGUUUUGAUGAGGGACUUGAUGGAACAGUCUAGCAAUAUACAACCCAAGCUUAUGCUAAGGCGUACGGAAUCGGUAGUGGAAAAGCUGCUAACAAAUUGGAUGUCGGUUUGCCUGUCAGCUUUUCUUCGGGAAACAGUUGGAGAACCAUUCUAUUUGCUUGUAACAACACUCAAUCAAAGGAUAAUCAAGGGCCCUGUAGAUGUAUUAACAUGCAAGGCCUUGUACACACUAAAUGAAGACUGGUUACUAUGGCAAGUAACUGAAUUCAGCACAGUGGCAUUAAAUGUAGUCUUUGAAAACCCUCUGGAGAGUGAAGGUGAAGACACCACUCAGAAUAUCCAGGUUAAUGUUCUGGAUUGUGACACCAUAGGACAGGCUAAAGAGAAGAUCCUGCAUACCUUUCAAAACAAGAAUGGCUCUCUUUAUGGUCUCCAGCUCAGCGAAAUGGGCCUUGCCCUUCAGUCAGAUACACAAGUAAAAGAACUUCUAGACGUAGAUGCUUCCUCUGUAAUUCUGGAAAAUGGAAUUACCAAGUUGAACACCAUAGGCCAUUAUGAGAUUUUAGAUGGAGCCACUAUUAAGGUCUUUAAGAGGACAAGUCUCUUACCAGAUAUGGAAUACUUCUCUGAAGACUAUUGCCAUCUGAUAUUACCAAAUUCUGAAGCUGCCAAAGAUGCACACAGUGUAAAACAUAAAGGAAAACAAAAGUUUAAAGUGAAGGAAAUGUAUCUCACCAAACUCCUAUCUACCAAGGUUACAAUUCACUCAGUUGUUGAAAAGCUCUUUAGGAGCAUUUGGACUUUGCCCAACAAUAAAGCCCCAAUUGCUAUAAAAUAUUUUUUUGAUUUUUUGGAUGCUCAGGCUGAAAAUAAAAAAAUUACAGAUCCUGAUGUGGUUCAUAUAUGGAAAACCAACAGUCUUCCUCUUCGCUUCUGGGUGAACAUAUUGAAGAAUCCCCAGUUUGUCUUUGACAUUAAGAAAACUCCACAUAUUGAUGGUUGUUUAUCAGUCAUUGCUCAAGCAUUCAUGGAUGCCUUUUCUCUGUCAGAGCAGCAACUAGGGAAGGAAGCACCAACAAAUAAACUUCUUUAUGCUAAGGAUAUUCCACUGUAUAAAGAGGAGGUUAAAGCAUUCUAUAAAGCAAUAAGGGAGUUGCCUUCAUUGUCUGCUUCAGAGCUAGAAGAAUUUUUAACUCAGGAAUCAAAGAAACAUGAAAAUGAAUUUAAAGAGGCGGAGGCAUUGACUGAAAUUAACAAAUACAUAGCAAGAUACUUUGAUGAAAUACUGAAUAAAUUGGAGAAAGAACAAGGACUGGAAGAAGCACGGAGUCAGCUCCUGAAUAUAAGAGCUUUGGCUGAUGAAAAGAAAACAUGCAGAUGGGAAGAGCUGAAUGAUCCAUAA